AUGGAGCACAAUCACAUGUUGCCCCGGCCGGCACACCAUACCAUCUCAGCCGGCCUCGACCAGAAGCACGACCCGUACCCAAACGACCAGCGACAAACACCUUCAUCUGAUGUCGCAUCCGUCUUUCAGUCUCUUGAUCGUCCCUUCAAGCUCCCCAUGUAUUCUUCGCCGCCGUCAUAUGCGCAAACACAUGGCGACCGUAAGCCGCCCAUCGCCUUCCCGGAUGCCCCCACGACGGAACUGCCGCCUCUGCAGUUGAGAAACGGCUACCACGGCAGUGACAAAAAGGAUAACACGCUUCCGUCUCUAUCGUCGCUGACGGUGUCGUCGCCCAAGUCCAUGUAUAUUAGUCCCCCUCCCCAAACCCAGGUCCAAAGUCGGCCGACAAUACCGCCUCCGCCGACAUAUGCUCCUCCACCGCCACCCAAGCCAGCAGAACAACUUCAACCGACACACUGGCCCAGUCUGAACCCUUACACUGCCUACUACACGCCUAGUCAUGCGGAAGGGAAAGCCGAGCCGUUGCGAAUGGACACAAACUCGCCGAGUACCAGUGCGAUUAGUUCCGCUUCCUCGGAGACUGUAGAUCAAGAGCGAUCCAGCAAUGUCAGCCUAGACGAUCCCGACGUCAGACUAGCUGCCGAGGCUCUUGGAGACUUGAGGGCAGACUUUGUAUCUUCUCCCCGCAAUGUCGACGGCUCUUCGCCAUCGACGUCUCGGUCACGGUCACAAGUACCGCCGGAGCCAUUGUUGCAGCUGAUAACGACGAAUCAUCCGCUGCUUGGCGGUGUGAUAGAAGGAACACAGACAGCUUACGUUGCCUCAAAGAACUACUCACCAAGGUUCAAGUCGGGGGCCGAGUACGUCGAAGGAUAUGUUGCGCCUGUUGUCAACACAGUAGGGUCUGUCGGUCGAGUCACUGGCGUCGAGGGCAGCGUGCGGUGGUUUUUAGGUGCUGGCAAAAGACACAAAUCCCAAAAUUCUGCAGAUAUGGAGGAGGGGUCAAACAAGCGGCGAAAAGGCGAUGAUGGAACCGAGGCCAUGAUACUCGAUUCGGAAGAGACCCCGUCUGGAAUGACAACACCACGUCCGACGUACGACCCGAACGAUCCCCGGAGGUUAUCCAUUGCGAGCACCAUCCAGACCAUUGAUACCUUGCCAGCUUAUGACGAGCACAGGUCGCCUGCGUACGAAGCAGAGCCUCGGCGGAACUCUUUGCAGUCACGGUUGAUCAUGUCGACGUCGGGUUUGAGCAUCGCAAUGAGUCAGGAGAGUCUGCGCAGCCUAAAGUACUGCCUGAGCUGGCUUCGAUGGGCCAAUGUGCACAUCGCCAAUGUCAUCAACUCGUUGAAACUGGCGCUGGACAGAUAUGACAAGAUGAGCGAUUCAUCAGCCGGCUCCAGCAGUGACGGCGAUGAUAGGCAGAAGAUUGUUGACAGGAUCAACACGGUUAAGGCCGACGUGGUCAAGACUUUCCAGGAUGUCAUUCAAACCGUCAGCAAGUAUGCCGGAGGUGCCUUGCCUGAAAACGCUAGGGUGCUGGUCAGACGCCAUCUUACCAGCUUGCCGCAAAGAUUUGCGCUCGUGAACAUGCUUGUCCAACAACAACGCGCCCGCGAGGAUCAGAACGUGGAAGAAGGAGAUGCUACAGUAGACAGAGACAUGCGUGAUGGCGCUCAAACAGUGUUGCUGAUGGCCAAGGAAGGCCUCGACAUGAUGUCUCAAGUUUCCGGAGUCCUUGAUGGCACCAUUGUCAGUGCGGAGGAGUGGUGCGAUAGACUAGGAAAGAGAAAGCAGGAACAAAAGGAGGUGCCGUAUAGCGGACAGUCAACACCUUCGCAAUAUUCGCUAGAAACUGUGAAGACGGGUUGA
Molecule: messenger RNA, 1872 nt
Organism: Truncatella angustata
Lineage: Eukaryota; Fungi; Ascomycota; Sordariomycetes; Amphisphaeriales; Sporocadaceae
Product: transcription factor Opi1-domain-containing protein
Exons: 2
Coding region: 1-1872 (623 amino acids)
Biological process (GO): regulation of transcription by RNA polymerase II; endoplasmic reticulum unfolded protein response; phospholipid biosynthetic process
Cellular component (GO): nucleus; endoplasmic reticulum
Molecular function (GO): transcription corepressor activity
Source: RefSeq, a predicted model, not a curated record